Messenger RNA from Nelumbo nucifera (sacred lotus), 2056 nucleotides. Its product is annotated as IQ domain-containing protein IQM1. NCBI's taxonomy places the organism in Eukaryota, Viridiplantae, Streptophyta, Magnoliopsida, Proteales, Nelumbonaceae. The record is from RefSeq and is a predicted model, not a curated record.
CUGACUAACAUUCUGGUUUGACUUCCAUUGAUGGGUCCUUUCAUUACGAUAUAUAAACCGGGUAGCUGGUUACGAAUUCGGUAGUCUCGUCCAAAGCAGCUAUUUUUACCUUCACCAGGAUUUUGCCCCCGAGACCUCGCGGAGGUGUUCGUUAUCUUCAACUUUUAGCAGCUUGACUUUUCGCUAUUCGGACAUUGGACUCUGUUGCUGCCUUUUCUUCAAUGGGAUUAUCACUUUCCUUGCUUUUAUCAGCCUGGAAAGAAAUCUUGAAAAUCCGGAUGCUUGGAUAUGCUGCUGACAAUGUGAAAACAGUUACAGUGAGAUCCAUCAACUUUGAUGGAAAAGAUGGGGAAAUGACCUUGAGAACUGUUAGCUUCAAGAAAGAAGAUACAGAGGCCGUUUUGAAGUCUGAUGGGUCGGACAAGGUGAUCAUUGAAGAGCCCAUUAGUUUCAAGAAUUCAGUACCCCCAAAGCUAAAGCUUGAAACAACUGUUUCAUUCAAGGAUCUAGUCUUAGACAGCAAGAGCUUGAGUUCAUCUACUUGGAAGAGCAAAGAUGAUAACUCGGUCAAUGCAUCGACACCCAUAAGUUCCCUUCCUGAUCCGGUGAUACUGUUUUCCCCAAGGCCAGUGAGCGAGCUUGAUGCAGCUGCUGUUAAACUUCAGAAGGUUUAUAAAAGUUACAGGACUCGAAGGAACCUUGCGGACUGUGCAGUUGUGGUUGAAGAGCUCUGGUGGAAGGCAUUAGAUUUUGCAGCUCUUAAGCAGAGCUCGGUAUCUUUCUUUGACUGCAGGAAAACAGAAACUGCUGUUUCACGGUGGGCAAGGGCAAGAACAAGGGCUGCCAAGGUGGGGAAGGGCCUGUCCAAAGAUGAGAAAGCUCAGAAAUUAGCUCUGCAACACUGGCUCGAAGCUAUUGAUCCUCGCCAUCGUUAUGGACACAAUUUACACUUCUAUUAUGAUGUCUGGUUUGACAGUGAAAGCACCCAACCUUUCUUCUACUGGUUGGAUGUGGGAGAUGGCAAAGAGAUAAACCUCGAAAGGUGCGCAAGGACUGAUCUGCAACGGCAAUGCAUUAAAUAUCUUGGACCAAAAGAGAGGGAAGCAUAUGAAGUGAUCGUUGACAGUGGGAAGCUCGUCUACAAACAGAACGGAACGCUAGUGGAUACGAUUGAGGGAUCAAAGUGGAUAUUCGUUCUGAGCACAUCAAGGGCAUUGUAUGUCGGACAGAAGAAGAAGGGAGUCUUUCAGCAUUCCAGCUUUCUAGCAGGAGGGGCCACAACGGCAGCUGGAAGAUUAGUGGCCCACAAUGGGGUUCUUGAGGCUAUAUGGCCAUACAGUGGGCACUAUCAUCCAACGGAAGAGAACUUCAAGGAAUUCAUUAGCUUUCUGGAGGAAAACCAAGUAGACCUUUCCAAUGUUAAGAGGUGUGCAAUAGAUGACGACUGCCCCUCGUUCAAACUCAACCAGGAGGAGUCUAACUCAAAGUCAGCCGAGCAUCCAACUGCAACAGUAGUAGUAUCAGCAGAUAAAAAAACAAGUGGUGAGAAUGUGAGUGGAACCGCCAAUACUGAAGAAGAUAGUAAGAAGGAAAUGAGCGCAGACAGAAUGGGGCAAGCAGUUUUUGACGUGGCCAACCGUUUGUCACGGAAGUGGACGACUGGAGCUGGGCCUCGAAUUGGGUGUGUGAGGGAGUAUCCUACAGAGCUACAAUUCAGGGCACUGGAGAAAGUAAACCUGUCACCAAGGGUGACGCCAGGACCCAUCGGAAAUUAUCCCAUCCCGUCGCCACGACCUAGCCCCAAGGUCAGACUCUCUCCCAGGAUUGCGUACAUGGGGCUCCCUAGCCCUAGGGUUUCUGUUCCCGUUGCUAACUAGACGUGGCCAUGAAGAAGAUGGCUAACCAUUCAGCUCUCUUUGGGUGCUCUGGGCUGAAAGCCUGAACUCUUUUUUUGGUAACUAGGGCAUACUGUAAAUGAUCGUUUUUUUAUAACAAGAGGGGAAAGAAAGAUAGAACCUUAAAAACGAAAUGCUUCCCCCUUUUUUUUUUUGUUCAU